AUGUCCACCGAAGAUUACGAUGAGUUUGGUAACUAUAUCGGAGGAGAUUUAGAAUCAGAUGAAGAAUCCGAUGUGGAGAUCGUCCCAUCUGCACCAUCUGCUCCUGGACCUUCUGCUCCCGCUCAGAGUUAUGCUCCAUUAGAAGGAUUGGAAGAUGAAGAUGAGGAGAUGGAAGAUGAUGAGGAUAGGGGCAUGCAAAUGACCUUACAUGGUGUUGAUGGUACAGCAGGUAAUCAGGUGGUUUUACAUGAAGAUAAGAAGUAUUACGCUACGGCUGAAGAGACUUAUGGUGAAGAUGUAGAAGCGAUGGUUCAGGAAGAAGAUUUACAACCUCUUUCUGAACCUAUCGUAGCUCCUAUCAAAGUGAAGAGAUUCACCGUACAGGAGAAGGACUUGCCGGAGACUAGAUUCGAUAGAAACUUCAUGAUAGAUCUGAUGAAAUACCCAGAGAUGAUAAGGAAUGUGAUGGUAGCUGGACACAUCCAUCAUGGAAAAACCUCGUUAUUGGAUAUGUUGGUAUUUGAGACUCAUCAGAUGACUUAUGAUGUGGAUAAGCCCAUACGUUACACCGAUACACAUGUACUAUCGCGUUCCCGAGAUAUCUCCAUCAAAUCAGGACCUAUGUCAUUGGUCUUGCAAAACUCAAAGGGGAAAUCCAGCUUAGUCAACAUAAUCGAUACUCCCGGACACGUCAAUUUCGUGGAUGAAGUGGCGUCCGUCGGUAGAUUGGUUGAUGGUGUGGUACUAGUGGUGGAUGUGGUUGAAGGUGUCAUGCACAACACAGAACAAAUCAUCAGACAUGCUUUACAGGAGAAGUUGAAUUUGGUACUAGUGGUGAAUAAGAUGGAUAGGUUGAUAUUGGAAUUGAGAUUACCUCCUAGUGAGGCCUUCUUCAAGAUCAAGCAUACUAUCGAAGAAGUGAACUCUAUCAUUGCAUCGAUUGAUCCUGAUGACUCUUACCGGCUCUCACCUGAACGUGGAAACGUCGCAUUCGCGUCGACGCAAAUGGGAUGGUGUUUCACUCUUCGAACAUUCGCAUCUAUGUAUUCAGAUACGUUCGGUUCCUUCGACGUAGAUGAAUUCGCAUUGAGAUUAUGGGGAAAUAUCUACUUCGAUCAGGAAAAGAGGAAAUUCACGAGGAAACCCGCAGAUGUAGAAUCAAAGAGGUCUUUCGUGCAUUUCAUUUUGGAGCCAUUAUAUAAAUUGUACACACAGGUGUUGAGUGAAGAUUCCGAGACGUUGAAAGAGACAUUAGCAGAUCUUCGGAUAACACUUAAACCUGCUGCGUACAAGAUGGAUGUUAGACCCUUGUUGAAGGUGGUCCUAGAAGCGUUCUUCGGUCCUUCGACCGGGUUGGUGGAUAUGAUAACGGAACAUGUUCCUUCGCCUAUAGCGAACGCCGAGACCAAGGUACGGCACACCUACACCGGUCCUCUCACUUCCGAUUUGACUGAUUCGAUGGUGAAAUGUGACUCUCAAGGUCCAACAGUUGUCCACGUCGCCAAACUUUACCAUACCUCUGAUGCUGAGACAUUCAGAGCAUACGGCAGAGUCAUGAGUGGUACUGUGAAAGUAGGACAGGCAGUCAAGGUAUUGGGAGAAGGAUAUUCACUGGAAGACGAGGAGGAUAUGGUCUCGGCUAUAGUUGAGGGGGUGUUGAUCGAUGAGUCGAGGUAUACCGUUGAUGUUCCGAGCGCCGGAGCAGGUAAUUUAGUCUUACUCUCCGGAGUAGACGCAUCGAUAUCCAAAACGGCUACGAUCGUCUCCAAAGAUAUCGAAGACGAUUUAUACAUAUUCAAACCCAUCAAACAUAUCACUUCAUCCGUUGUCAAAAUUGCCGUCGAACCAAUCUCACCAUCAGAAUUACCCAAAAUGUUAGAGGGUUUGAGGAAAAUCAAUAAAUCUUACCCAUUGGUCACUACCAAAGUUGAAGAGUCAGGUGAACACAUAAUAUUGGGUACCGGAGAAUUAUACUUGGAUUGUAUAUUACAUGAUCUGAGGAAGGUGUUCUCAGAGAUAGAAAUUAAAGUUUCUGAUCCUGUAACCAAGUUCUGUGAGACGGUAGUGGAAACUUCGGCUUUGAAAUGUUAUGCUGAGACACCAAAUAAGAAAAACAAACUUACGAUGAUCUCAGAACCGUUGGAAACCGGUAUAGCGAAUGACAUCGAGUCUGGAAAGGUUACGAUGAGAAUGACAAAUAAGGAGAGAGGUAAAUUCUUUGAGAGCAAAUACCAGUGGGAUCUGCUGGCUUCGCGUAAUAUCUGGGCUUUCGGUCCUGAAGAAAACGGUCCUAAUGUUUUGAUCAACGACACUUUACCUUCUGAGGUGGAUACUAAAUUGCUGAGCAGCGUUAGGGAGAGUGUCAAACAGGGAUUCCAGUGGGGUACAAGGGAAGGACCAUUGUGUGACGAACCGAUCCGAGGCGUCAAAUUCAGGAUUCUCGAUGCUAAUCUAGCGCAAGAACCAAUCUAUCGAGGUGGUGGUCAGAUUAUUCCUACAGCUCGACGAGUGUGCUAUUCAUCAUUCUUACUCGCAACUCCCCGUCUACUUGAACCGGUCUACUAUGUAGAAGUACAAGCUCCCGCCGACUGUGUAGCAGCAGUAUACACCGUCCUGUCUCGACGAAGAGGACACGUAACCCGUGACAUACCUAAACCCGGUUCACCCCUAUACACGGUCAAAGCGCACAUGCCAGUACUAGAUGCCAAUGGGUUCGAAACUGAUCUACGUACAGCGACGAUGGGUCAAGCCUUCGUACAGAUGUCUUUCGAUCAUUGGUCGGUCGUUCCUGGAGACCCAACAGAUUCGUCCAUCCAACUCAGACCACUUGAACCUGCCACUGGACAAGCGUUAGCUAGGGACUUAGUUUUGAAGACGAGAAGGAGGAAGGGUUUGAGUGAUAGUAUCGCUGUAGCCAAGUAUUUGGAAGAUGAGACAAUCAUUGCUAUUAGCGCAUCAGGGAACGCAGAUCUACUAGGAUAG
Molecule: messenger RNA, 2982 nt
Organism: Kwoniella botswanensis
Lineage: Eukaryota; Fungi; Basidiomycota; Tremellomycetes; Tremellales; Cryptococcaceae
Exons: 14
Coding region: 1-2982 (993 amino acids)
Biological process (GO): mRNA splicing, via spliceosome
Cellular component (GO): U4/U6 x U5 tri-snRNP complex; cytosol; U2-type catalytic step 2 spliceosome
Molecular function (GO): U5 snRNA binding; GTPase activity; GTP binding
Source: RefSeq, a predicted model, not a curated record